Messenger RNA from Triticum urartu, 594 nucleotides. Its product is annotated as non-specific lipid-transfer protein 2P. The record is from RefSeq and is a predicted model, not a curated record. NCBI's taxonomy places the organism in Eukaryota, Viridiplantae, Streptophyta, Magnoliopsida, Poales, Poaceae. Gene Ontology annotation, biological process: lipid transport.
UCCCGUGUACUGCAAACCACAUCACGCACACUUCCACCACCACCACCGCGGCACGUACGUUUGCGAUCAAAAGAAAGUCGAGCCAUAUGGCGAAGGCCGCAGCGAUGCUCGUGCUGGUGGCGCUGGUGGCGGCGGCGAUGGCAACGGGCGGAGCGGCGCAGUGCAACGCCGGGAACCUGGCGGUGUGCGCCUCCCCGAUCGUCAGCGGGACCCCGCCGUCCAAGACGUGCUGCAACAACCUAAAGAGUCAGCGGGGGUGCUUCUGCCAGUUCGCGCACAACCGCGCGUACUCCAGCUACAUCAACAGCCCCAACGCCCGCAAGACCCUCGUCAGCUGCGGCGUCCCCGUACCGAAGUGCUAGGAGCCGGGCCUCCGCCGCCGCCGCCGGCGGCGUGCUAGGCAGCGCCACGCCGCCUAUGCUACUACUACGUAACGUACUACCACGUACGAGCUCCUACCAUGGCUACUGGUACGACGUCCGUCGAGCAGCUCCGUGCGAACCGUGUGUUUCAUGUAUCUUUUUUUUUCUCGAGUACAAUCGUGUGUUCAUGUAUCGUGCGCAAGAAUAAAAUGGUGUGUACGUGUUUGAUCCA